AUGCCAUCAAAGAAAAAGCAAAAACUCGAAAAACUCGACAAACCUACUUGCUUACAUACCUGCAACAAGACUCCCUUUGCAAAAGCUUUCCUGCCAAACGAGAUCUACCGCCAACGGCUUCUAGAUUACAUCGCCAUCAUCCAUCAACUUGCUGACCACGCUUCCCACGCUCUCAAAUUCUACAUCCUAUCUGCACCAUCCUUCACCGUGAACGAGGAGACCAUCGAAGCGAUUCUCUAUCUUCUCAACAAAGGAGAGGCAUGGCAACCAAAAACUGAUGCAAAGAAGGCGCUACGCAGAUGCUUGUUGCCAUACAUUCAACGGUACUGCCACAUCAUCGGCUUCGUUCAUCCAAAUCUACAAAAAGAGCAGCAAUCAGUCAAUUACCUGACAGUGAGUAUGAUGACGAACCUGAAAGUCAACGUUCAAGAGCAUCUCAUGCAGAUGCUCCUUUGGUAUAUCAAUCUGCAGCUUGACGUGAAGGGACAGAAGCAGCGACUGCCACUGAAAAGCGAUGCGCGGAAAGCUUUCUUUACUCGGCUACGCUACUUGAAGUCGGUUUUCCUUUUCGAAACAAUGCCAGAAUCGCUGGAUGACCUGAGCAUUCUUGAAAACGAGAUUUUAGAAGAGAUCUGGACACUUAACCUGCCAUUUCCUGAUCAAGACAAGCCGCUUGCCUACCUCAUUGCCAUCGACGCGAUGUCCUUCUUUCCUGCAUACUGCCGACUGUCAAAGUUGUUCGAGCAGCAAGGCUUUCGACAGUUCAGCGCGAUACCUCUGCGCCGCUCUCUCAUCCAAAGCCAUGUGCGGAUUGACACCGUCAUCCUCUACUCUCAUGUUCUUUGCAUCACGCGACGAGAAGCAGAAGCCGUAGAGAAGGUCGAUUUAUGGUUGCGCGUCUGUAAUCUACGUACCAAAGCUUUUCGGUCUCGCUGUGGUAUGCAUUUUGAAGGCUCGAUCACGACGGACGGUACCUCGGUGUCAGUUUACUUGAAACAUCCUGAAGCUGACAAGUAUGGAAAACGCAGCGGAGGGAAAAAGUCAGCAAACACGAUGGAGGCAGAGGUUAAAGCGCUUUAUGUGGAAAACAACUUAUCUGCUUGUCAAGAGAACUUUGUUGUUAUCGACCCAAACAAGCGCGAUCUUCUCUACUGCCAAGACAGCAUUGGUACGACGUUCCGUUACACCGCCAACCAGCGAGCCGUGGAGACAGGUAGCCGGCGAUUUGCAAAGAGACGAGAAGCAAUGAAGAAAGAAGCUGGAGUUGACCUCAUAGAAUCACGUAUCCCAAGCCACAAGAUGAUGAACGUCAUGGACUUUACUCGCUACCUUCUCGUUCGUCGCGCAGAUUCGGAUCGUCGCAAGGAAUUCUACUCCCACCCUGCCCACACACGGUGGAAGUGGCAUGCAUUUAUAAACCGUCAGAAGAGUGAAUCGAACCUCAUAUCCAACAUGCACAACAAGUUUGGGAGGAACUUUACCAUUGUGAUGGGUGAUUGGAGCGACGCCGGUCGAACUACGAGAUUUCAGACCUCAUCAAAGACAAAAGGCUGGCGCACCCUCUUUAAGCGCAACCGCAUUGAUUGUUUCCUUCUCGACGAGUACAAGACCUCAUCUGUCUGCCCUCACUGUUCCUCUGACGUUGAAAAAGGCUUCAAAACACGACCUCAUUCAAGACCUUAUCGACGACGAGAAGGCAAGAUUGAAAAAGUCCACGGAUUGCUGGGUUGUACCAACCCUAACUGUCAGCAAGACUGGACGAUGCGCUACUGGAAUCGAGAUACGCUGUCAACCUGCAACAUGCUGAUGAUCGUGCAAUCAAUGUUGGAUGGGCACUGUAGACCAGAGGUGUUCAGCAGGAGGAGUGUUCCAGCCGUAGCAUAG
This is a messenger RNA of Spizellomyces punctatus DAOM BR117, 1884 nucleotides long. RefSeq lists its product as uncharacterized. Lineage: Eukaryota; Fungi; Chytridiomycota; Chytridiomycetes; Spizellomycetales; Spizellomycetaceae. The transcript has a single exon. The coding region runs from base 1 to 1884 and encodes 627 amino acids. The record is from RefSeq and is a predicted model, not a curated record.